Molecule: messenger RNA, 2316 nt
Organism: Caenorhabditis bovis
Lineage: Eukaryota; Metazoa; Nematoda; Chromadorea; Rhabditida; Rhabditidae
Source: the annotation of a GenBank genome assembly
AUGAUCAUGGUGAGAAGAUAUAUCGACAAGGCUCUUGAAAUCGAGGACUUCCUUCAAUACAAACUCAAAGCGGAACUCGACAAUCGCAGCUAUGCGUAUUCCGACUUUUGCGGAACCCAAUGCGAGACCUCCGACGCUGUUAAUAUCUUCUUGACGAUGUUUCGCGAUCAGCAAGUGAACAAGACGGCCCAUGUGAAGCUCACCUAUCCGUCGAUGGACGUGUUCGGCCAUCGCAUCUAUCUCGCCAACAACAUCUUCCAAGUGCAAGUCAACAAUCGGUCGAGUAUUGUCGAGGGCUCGAAAUUGGUGGCGAUCAAUUUUCAUGCGAUUUACAACAACGACACAAUGUUCGAGAUAAUGAGACAGUGGGAGAAGAAGCUUUUCGAUUACUCGCUCACCACUAUCAAUGACCCCCUCAUUCGGGUUUAUGUGACCAGCGAGGGUUUGGUCUCCGAAGAAGUCCGACGCACUGGAAUUCUGGCGAUGCCAUUGAUGGGCGUCACGUUCUUGAUCAUUUUGGUGUUCACCGUGCUGACGACACUCAAAAAAGAUCCGGUGAUGUCGAAGCCAUUCGAAUCGUUCUUGGGAGUCAUCUGCCCACUUCUCUCACUUUGCGCCUCAUUUGGACACCUGUUUUGGAUGGGAUUCGAAUACCUUCCGAUUGUCACCGUCGUGCCAUUUUUAAUACUUUCGAUUGGUGUCGAUGACGUCUUCAUUUUUAUUCAUGCUUGGCAUCGAACUCCAACCAAACAUUCGGUUCGUGAUCGGAUGGCGGAGACAUUGGCAGAUGCGGGACCAUCGAUCUCAAUUACAUCGCUAACCAAUCUAUUGUCAUUCGGAAUCGGAAUUUUCACACCAACUCCAGCCAUUUAUACAUUCUGCGUGUUCAUCUCGACCGCCGUCGUCUACGACUACUUCUAUCAGAUCUUCUUCUUCUCGGCGGUGUUGGUGCUCGGCGGCGAGCGCGAAGAAAAACGCGUGAACGCCUAUUUCUGGUGGAAACGCGUGCCGUUGUCGGAGAGUUCGGCCAACGAGAAGCCCGGCAAAUUCAUGACGUUCGUCAACGAUGCGCUUCGCAAAAUUCUCGACGUCUGGGUAGAUGUGAUCAUGGCGAAAUGGAGUAAAUUGAUUGUGAGCGUCGUCAUGCUCACUUAUUGGGUGUUCAUGGUGCGCGGUGUGCUUCAAAUCGAAGUCGGCCUCUCGUCGGAGAAGCUUUUCCUCGACGAUUCCCCGCUUUUGCCGUUGGUGCGACUACAGACGAAUGUGAUCUUCAAGGAGGGCGGCCAGGUUGCGGUGUUCGUCAACAAUCCCGGCAAUAUGAGUCAGCCUGAAGCGGUUCCCGAGAUCAUGAGGAUAUUACGUCGCUUCGAGACCACUAAUAAUAGCGUGGGCGCUGCUAGCACACAUAUGUGGCUGCUGCCCUACCUACCAUACGUCGGCGAGCAAGAGCACGGCUCCAUCGAAUUCAAAUAUCGUUAUUUGCCCGAGUUUUUCAAGCUCAUGGAAUAUCGACGUUGGAGCCAUUUCGUGAAUCUCGGAAACCAUCAAGAUUGUCACGCCGAGAAGCCGUCGUGCCUUCAGAAGUUCGUGUUUUCCACCGGCUUUCACGACGCCGUCUCCUGGACGGAUCGUCUGGCGCUUCUUGAGAAUUGGCGUCAGAUGGCAUCAGAAUACCAACAUUUGAAUUUGACAAUCUACGAGGAUUUCAGCAUGUACUCCGAUCAGCUCCUCACCAUCGUGCCAGUCACCCAGUCCACAGUGCUCUGCGCUCUCUUCUGUAUGAUCCUCAUUCUCACACUGUUCACACCUUCACCUGUCACCAUUGUGACGUCGACAGCGGCAGUUCUCUCAAUCAACAUAGGAGUCUUCGGAUGCCUGGUGUACAUGAACAUCGACCUGGACCCAAUUUCGAUGACCACCCUUCUGAUGGCCAUCGGCUUCUCGGUGGACUUUGUCGCCCAUGUCACGUGGCACUAUUACAAAGGCGAAUUCCAGUCGAAACGCGCCCGCAUCCGACAUGCGCUCGCCGGAAUCGCGUGGCCGAUGUUCCAAGCCGGCACUUCAACAAUGAUGUCGAUAUCGGUUCUCGCGCUCGUUCACGCUUACAUGGUCCAAGUUUUCGUGAAGGUCGUCGUUCUCGUCAUCUUCCUCGGAAUGAUACACGGCCUUAUCGUGCUGCCGGUGGUGUUUGCCGCGUUGCCGUUCAACAAAACGACGGGUCCCAAGAAGAAGGAGAUCCACGCGAUCGAAUCUCACGAAGCUGGUCCGAUGCCAAAGAAAGAGGAGCCGCAACAACGAGAAUCGUCGCGCGCUUAG